AUGUACGCUAGGAAGACUGCGGGUGAAGAAACUACAUUGGAUGUUGAAAAUCUACAACACAUAGUCACUGAAAUAUUAGCAGCAGGAACCGAGACGACCACAUCAACACUGCGAUGGGUAUUACUCUUUAUGGCAACAAACCCAGAUGUGCAAGAGAAGUGUUACCAAGACGUCCAGACACACUAUCGCUUACCGUAUAAUUCUAUUAUUAUUACCAAUUUGGAUUCUGUUUUAAUGGAUGAAAAGAUUUGGGGCGAUCCAAAAGUCUUCAGACCCGAGAGAUUUAUUUCAGAGGAUGGUAAAUUAAUACCCAGAGAAGAACUCAUUCAUUUCAGUAUUGGAAAACGAAAAUGCAUGGGGGAAACUACAGCCAAGAUAGAGGUCUUUCUUUUCUUUACUCAUCUCAUUCAAAGAUUUAGAUUUAUAACCGAACCCGGAAAGCCAGCCCCUGGAUUCGAAGCCGCUUUUGGAGCUACCAAUGCCCCUAAGGCUUUCAAAAUAUGUGCUAUUCCCCGGUAA
This is a messenger RNA of Patella vulgata (common limpet), 519 nucleotides long. Its product is annotated as cytochrome P450 2D28. Gene Ontology annotation, biological process: xenobiotic metabolic process. The transcript is spliced from 4 exons. NCBI's taxonomy places the organism in Eukaryota, Metazoa, Mollusca, Gastropoda, Patellidae. Gene Ontology annotation, cellular component: cytoplasm; intracellular membrane-bounded organelle. Gene Ontology annotation, molecular function: iron ion binding; oxidoreductase activity, acting on paired donors, with incorporation or reduction of molecular oxygen, reduced flavin or flavoprotein as one donor, and incorporation of one atom of oxygen; heme binding. The record is from RefSeq and is a predicted model, not a curated record. The coding region runs from base 1 to 519 and encodes 172 amino acids.